This is a messenger RNA of Cornus florida, 924 nucleotides long. RefSeq lists its product as uncharacterized. Lineage: Eukaryota; Viridiplantae; Streptophyta; Magnoliopsida; Cornales; Cornaceae. The transcript is spliced from 2 exons. The record is from RefSeq and is a predicted model, not a curated record. The coding region runs from base 106 to 588 and encodes 160 amino acids.
UCUUUUCACUUUCUAAACUCCCUCCCUCCUCAUUUCCCCAAACUCAGUAGUAAGCCACCCCUAAAACCCCUGCCCAUCUCUCUCUACACAAUUUCUCUCUCGCUCAUGGCAUCCCUUCAAAACAUCUUCCCUCUUGUUUUAAGCCUACUGGGUCUCCUCCUUCUCUCUUCACCUCUGUCUCACUCCAUGUCCAUCCAUGACCUCCUCAGAACCAAAGGCUUACCUGCUGGUCUCCUUCCCAAGGAAGUCCAGUCCUACACUCUCUCUGAAUCUGGGCUUCUGGAGGUCAUCCUAGAUGGCCCUUGUUUAACCAAAUUCGACACCAUGGCCUUCUAUGAAAGCGUUGUCACCGCCAAUUUGACAUAUGGUGGUCUCACUGGAGUUCAGGGUAUGUCUCAGGAAGAGCUUUUUCUAUGGUUACCAGUCAAGGGCAUCAUUGUCAAUGAUCCUAAGUCAGGUCUUAUCUUGUUUGAUAUUGGCGUCGCUCACAAGCAGCUUUCUCUUUCGCUCUUUGAAGAUCCACCCAAUUGCAAACCCCAAGGUGUUCUGGAGGUGAAUGCCAUGAAGGAGAAGAGAUUUGAAGCUUAAAGAUAGAAGGAGAUUCCACUCAUAUUUGUUACUUUAAUUUUCUGUGUGUGUAUAUAUAUAUAUAUACUAGUGAUGAUAUAUAUAUAUGGUUGGUUUAAUUAGGAUGUUUCUAAGAUGUUGGUGUGUCUAAAGAUUUUGGAAUCGGAUCUCCUCAUCGGAGUUGAAGUGCUAAUGUUUCUAACUUUUUUUUUUUGAAAUUCCUGUGCCCUAAUCUCGAAAGAUUAGAUUACACCCGAAAGCAAAGGAUCUAUAAUAUCUCAUUUAUCCUUUUGUUAUAGUAAAUCUCAUUUUGAGUUGAGUGAAAGCAAUUGGUUGUGUUUCCAUUUCAAUUCAGUA